UCGCCUCUGCAAGCCCAUCACCAGCCAGCCUUUGGCCCACCCGCGCCUCUGCCCCCGAUGGAGGGCUCCAAACAGCUGGAGAGCAGCCUCCUGACACAGCCAUGGGCUUCUGUUUGCCUCGGUGAGUCCACUUUUCUUGCCAAAGUGUGCUUCAGGGAUACUGGCUACAUCCUGCUCAUCUCUGACCUCAGCAGCGUCUGGUACGAGAGUGCAGAUGCCGAGGCUGUGGGACAAAGGUCCAAGGAGCUGAACAAGCGGCUGACAGUCCAGGUGUCCUCCUUCCUGCACCACUUGUGCAAACUGAUGGGCCCCUUGCUGGCAGGGCAGCCGGAUGCCAUCACCUCUUUCUCCUGCCACCACACUGCCAGCGGGCUCAGACUGCACGUAAAAAGCGAGCUCUCCGGACUGCCCUUCUACUGGGACUUCCACUGCUGCCCUGCUCCUGUGGAGAUGGUGUCCCGCCACCUUGUCAGGCCCUUGAUUCAGAUGAGCCUGGUGCUGCAGUCCCAGGUGCAAAAGCUGGCCUCACUGCUGCUUCAGAAGGAUGCUGAGAUCGAAGACUACAGGGAGAGCGGGGCCACUCUCAGCAGAGAUCGCCUGCGGACAGAGCCCUUCCAGGAGGAGACCUUUCAGCAGCACUUAAUGGUUAAGAGCCUGCCCCAGAUCUGCAGUGGGGGAGAAGGGCAAGCGUUCACCUCCACUCUGCAGCAGCUCUACAUGGCAGUGACACAGCAGGAGGCCAGGCAGGGUCAGAAACGGCAGCACUCAGAGGAUGCUGAGGACCAGAUACCUCCUGCAGAAACCACAGGGCAUCCUGAUCCACCACCUCCAUCCCAGGAAGAUGAAACAGCAUCUUCCAGUGAGGGAAUCACACCGACCUCCUCCCCAGCUCAGAAGCCCCGGCUGCCUGCAGCCAAGACCAAGCCAAAGAAGGCGAAAGGGCUCUUCAGCUGAAGCAUUGCUGCCACCCAGCCUGAGGGUCUCUGCUCCCCUCAGCAUCCGAGAGAGGCAGUGCAGAGCACCCAUGGGUCCUCUGCAUCUCCUGCAUCACCUGGCAGACCCUGCCCAGCUCACAGUUCCCUCCCGAGGGGUUUCCAGCCAGGGAGAUGUGGCGUUGCCUUUCUUCAUCCAUGUCUCAGGAGCCUCUUUUCUACCUCUCUCCUGGUGCAGAGCUUGCUCAGGCUGCCUCGUGGUGGAGCCAGGACUGGAGCAGGGGGCAGUGGCAGGCAUGCUGCUGGGUGGUUGCGGGACAGCUGUGCCCUGGCAGGGCUGUGGGGUUCAGCUGCCGUGUUGGUUUGCAAUAAA
Melopsittacus undulatus (budgerigar) is the source of this 1305-nucleotide messenger RNA. RefSeq names its product non-homologous end joining factor 1 (gene NHEJ1). The coding region runs from base 58 to 954 and encodes 298 amino acids. The record is from RefSeq and is a predicted model, not a curated record. The transcript is spliced from 8 exons. Lineage: Eukaryota; Metazoa; Chordata; Aves; Psittaciformes; Psittaculidae. Gene Ontology annotation, biological process: double-strand break repair via nonhomologous end joining. Gene Ontology annotation, molecular function: DNA end binding. Gene Ontology annotation, cellular component: nucleus; DNA ligase IV complex.